Maylandia zebra (zebra mbuna) is the source of this 2093-nucleotide messenger RNA. RefSeq names its product histidine triad nucleotide binding protein 3 (gene hint3). Gene Ontology annotation, molecular function: catalytic activity. Lineage: Eukaryota; Metazoa; Chordata; Actinopteri; Cichliformes; Cichlidae. The record is from RefSeq and is a predicted model, not a curated record.
UCGACUCAGCAUGCCUGAUUGUUGACAGCUCCGUACAGCACAAUGGCCGAAAUCCAGGAUACACAACCUGCUCGGGUUGAUAUUUCCAAAAGCAGCAGCAAUGUGCCAGCCGAAGGAUAUGAUAAGAAAUGUAUUUUCUGCAGGAUUGUAAACAAUGAAAUGGGCACAGAGCUUCUUCACUGUGAUGAAGAGAUCUCAUGUUUCAGGGACAUCAAACCUGGAGCCCCCCAUCACUACCUUGUUGUCCCAACCAAACAUGUAGGAAACUGUAAAUCCCUCACUAAAGAGCACGUACCCUUGGUGAAGCGGAUGGUCGACAAAGGGAAGGAAAUCCUGGAAAAAAACAACAUAACGGACCUCAGUGAUGUCAGAUUUGGUUUCCACUGGCCUCCAUUCUGUUCUGUCACACACCUCCACCUUCACGUCCUGGCACCUGCUAGUCAAAUGGGCUUUAUGUCACGUCUCUUCUACAGACUCAACUCCUACUGGUUCAUCACAGCAGACCAGCUGAUUGAUCUUCUCAACUCUAAAGGCGAGACAAACUGAUCACUGGAUCUGGAUCAUUGGAUCUUGCCAUAUGUGACUGACUGCACUGAGGUGACUUGCAGAUCAGGCGUCUUGCAGAUAUCAUACUGGAAACUACUUUGCUGACUGUUUGUCUACAACUAAUGACUGUAUUUUAAACAGGUGCUAUACCUGCGUGAGAUUUUAUAUCCUAAGUAGUAUGAGACAUAAAGCCUUAAAGCCUCUUUUAAAAUCCCUAACAAGUGCUGUAAGGAACACUGGAGUUUUGACAAGAUAGGUAAAUUUAUUUAAAUCUGCUCUAAUAAAAUUGUAUUGCUUUUAGGGACCAAUGAGCAAUCAACUUUGAAUUCCUAUAAAAUAGAACAGUGUGUUCAUUAUCAUCCUGUUACAGAAACACUUCAGUACGCUUUGCUUCCUUCUUCCUUCUUAGAUUUCUGUAUAGUGAGCUCAGUUAGACAAACACACUUGGGACACUACUUGUUUUUGCAUUAAAGGUACUAGAUUGUUGGCUAAAUAUAAAUACUGACAUGAAUGUUUGUGAUAAGUCCAUAUUAUACCAAGCAUAUCUCAGCAAAUUACUGAAACGUCUUUCUCUCUUUCUUUUAAACUGACUGUAAAUUUCCCUUUGACACAGUGCAAGAUAUUAUACAAUGUGGGUAAUGGCCAGCGGUAGUGUGCUACUUUCUGUGAGGCAUUAUGGGCUACUUAGAGUGCCCUGUACACACUGACACAGAGAGAGCACAGAAGAUACAGUGUAAAACCCACUGUAUACUGAGUGUUCUGGGAUUUCAGAUUUCUCACAGGCCGUUUGAUUUCCUGUCUUGCACAGCUGCUUUCAUGCCUUGUAUGUCUGCUCUAUAACAUGAAACUGCAGAAACCCCCACCCCCCCCGAAAGUUUGCAUUAUUGAUAUCAAUCAUAUAUAAACUGAUAAUCUUGGCUAUGAGUUCUUACAUCAAGCUUGCAAUUUGUGAAAACCACUCAGUAAUCCUCUGAUGCUGAUAGUAAUGUUAAUUUAUUUUGUUAUCAAUGACCUCAUCAAGCAGUGAAGUACAAUUGGGGGGGGGGGGGGGUUCAAUGUCAUGUGGAAAGAUGAAUGAAAGUAUGUGCUGUGAAAUUAUGUUAUACUUUGCAGUGGUAAUUGGAAUAAAACCAACAACAACAAAAUGUACUGUACAAAAGGUAUGCACUUUAAGAAUGGCUUUAAUUUAGAAUAAACAGUAUUCUGUUGCUUCUCAGUGCCUUUGUAGUAUCUCAGUAUGGUUUACAUACAGACCCUUUUUCAGUUUCACUCUUAACCCACCUGCAGUAACACUUUAACACACAAGACAUCAUUUCUUAUCUUUAUUAUGAUACAAUUAGGAGACCGUGUUAAUCUAUUAAUGCUGUGUGUUUAAAAAAAAUAUAUUCCUGUACUUUCAUACUUUCAAUAAGAGCUGGUACUCAGUCUAUAGUUCCUUAUGAUGUGGUUCUUAUUGCUUUAAAGCUGCACUAUUAGUUUCAAAAUUUGGAACUGUAGCAAUAUUGUGUCAUUGCAAAGCACACUUAAAAUAAAUACAUGUUGAAGCA